UAAAAUUUAGUUUUAAGUAUAAAAUAAGAACCCUUUGAUAAAUGUUAUCAAUGAGAUGUCUAUUCAAUCUCAGUGAAAGUGUAUAAUGGUUUGUAGACAAAUAUGUGACGUAAUAAGAUAAGAAGUAUUGGUGAACACUGGUGAAGUGAAAGUGUUUUGUUAGUGAUCACAACAACGUGGUUAUACGCGAACGUGUUCAAGCGCGCAUGAUUAAAAAAUAAAGCCAGACGAUACGCGCGUAAUUUAAAAAAAAAACAGAGCUGUAAGCAAGGAAGAAAACGCAGCCGUGUCGAGUUUUCGUUGGGGUUGAAGGCUGUAUAUCAUUAUAUUGUGUGAGGCUAUCCGCCCCCGGGUUUGGGCCAAUGACGCCACGGGCGACGCCCCCGCGCGGCAAACCGCCGCACUUCUGUCUGGCAGUUUUGCUCCUGAUACUAAAUGCCGAACUGAUAACGGGCCGUCGGCCAGAGCCGUACUUCGGGCGUUUAAUUGGCCGACUGUCUAUGUACGCCCAUGGUAUACGCGGAACGGUGUACGCGGUAGAUGAGAGCACGGUGUUCGUACGCGGUUUCGCUUACGAUGGCACCGGCCCGGAUGCUUACUUCUGGGUAGGAGAUACGCCACAGCCUUCACCUGAAGGAACUUUGGUACCCUACCCCGAGGAUUAUAAUUCAAGAGAUCCACCAAUAUUGAAGGCACAUACUAACUCAGACAUAUUGCUGCGGUUGCCUGGUGGAAAGCGGCUCAGGGAUAUCAAAUGGAUAAGCGUCUGGUGUAGAAGAUUUACGGUGAACUUUGGCGAUGUGUUCAUACCAGUUGGCCUAGAUCCGCCUCGGCCUCGUGUUUUACCAGAGUUCAAACGGCUCGCUCAUGGACUGCGUUCUGGAAACAUCAGUGUGCUGGACGCGAAGACUUUUUAUAUACCGAAUCUUCAUUAUGACGGAGCCGGACCUGAUGCUUAUUUCUGGGUUGGGAAUGGUUCAGAGCCGUCUCCUUUUGGAACAAAAGUGCCUAACGAAAUGGGUUCCUUACACCCGCUGCGAGGUUACCAAGGUGAGGACAUUGAGAUCCAACUGCCAGGCAAGUUGACAGCUUACGACAUCGACUGGCUGGCGGUCUGGUGUGUGGAGUACAGGCACAAUUUCGGACACGUAUAUAUACCUAAAGACCUGGAUGUGCCUCCUGCUUUAGGACAAACGAAGAUAACUACAAGUUCAACCACAUCUCAAACACCUUACAGUACGACAAAUAACUGUAAAGAAAUAUUAGACAAAAGAUUACAGGUCCGAUGGGAAAUACAGGGUGACCAAGUGCAAAUAACUUUAGCAGCUCGACUACGCAAGGAGCAAUACAUGUCAUUCGGCAUAUCAGGCGCGGAGGGCAAACCGGCUAUGUUGGGGGCUGAUGUCGUUGUUGCGUAUUGGGACAGCAGGUUCGACCAACCAAAAGUAGCAGACUACUCGAUCACGCAUCUGGCGCAGUGUGACGGCACGCGAGGCGUGUGCCCCGACAGCCGACUUGGUGGCUCCGACGACGUUAUCCUAGUGAACGGUAAACAGAAUGGAGGUGUCACAACAAUAACAUACCGGCGACCACUCGCUGCCAAGGAGUCGUCGAGAGACAAGGAGAUUUUUACCUCGAGGUCCCAGUCCGUUAUAGCGGCUUUCGGUCCACUCAACUCUAGAUACGAAGCGAAUGCUCACUCUUUUAUGGACACCACCCGGGCUGAUGUACAAUUGGACUUUGGUACUCAAAAUGAUAAUACGUGCGUCGGCCUAGCAGAGCUAGAUGUUAAUGGUCCAGAACCCUGGCCAACAAGGAUCAUAUCCGGAGCUACUAACCUCACCGUCCGUAUAGGGCCGGCUGGCGGCCUCCGAGGGUACACACCUAUCACUGACAAUGACAUCUCAAAUGGAUUUCUGCCAUAUGGCCAUCCAUCAUGGGGUAUAGCAUGGUACAUCAAUGAUCAACUUAUACCUGAAGUGUACGUUGAACGAGGCAAGACUUACACUUUCUUCGUAGAAGGUGGAGAUGACAGGACAAACCCAGCUAAGUACCACCCAUUCUACAUCAGCGACUCCUCCGAAGGGGGAUUUGGACAAAAGAAGGAAGAAGACCAAAGGAAACAACGCGUAUUCGCCGGCGUCGCUUACGAUAACGAAGGAUACCCAUAUCCUACUGCCGUGGGUCGUUACUGUGAGUGGACUCACAAGACCACUGACCAAGCAGCCAUGACUGAGACAUUUGAAGACUAUAUGAAAACACUACAGCUGGAGUGCAACUCUGGCGAUCCGGCAGUAUUAAACUGGACGGUCGCACACGAGACACCAGAUCUCGUGUAUUACCAAUGUUACACCCACAACAAUUUGGGUUGGAAGAUCCACGUAGUUGACCCUGGUACUCCGGUACCUACGCCUGGCAGUCGGUCCCUCAAUUCAGCCUCCACUCUUAAAGGCCUUACAUCUUUGGGUAUGCUGGCGUUACUCGCCGUGAGGUAAGGUAUCGAGCUUGAAGCGUAGUAAGUCGACGUGUUAAAGGACAAUCACAUUUCUGCUCAAUAUCGUACACCCCAGUGGAAUAUUGAAUAAGAUGAUAUUUCUAGCAGGUGACUUGAGUAUUGACCAAUGACGGGCAGGUAUUUUGUGUAAUUUAUACAUGGUGUUCAACGCUCAAGUUAUGUGCUUCACCUUGUUAACAUUCUAUAUUUAUGUUCCUCUUUAUAUAAAGCCUGAUGCUAAUUUUAAGCGCGGGCCUUGUUGUAUAGUAUCGUAGAAAGUUAACAGCAAUUUUAUAUGAGAUGUUUAUUGAUACAAGGUAUCAAAAUUGUUAUUAACUUUCAUGAGUAACACUUUUUAUCUACUUAUUGUAGUAAUAUAAGAAUAGUGACAAUAAUUUUUAUUAAAUAUUCAGUACAAUAAUAUUAUGACAAUAAGAACACGUCGAUUUAGGUAUACAUGUUUGUGAUAAAAUGUUGUAUGUAAUUCUAUAAAGCAAUCAUACAUUUUAAUUACACUUGGCUAUAUUUAAAAGAAUAAUGGAUAAUAUUUUAGGUAUCUACUCGAAUAUACAUAUCUGUUACAUAUAGUACAAGAAGUAAUGGAAAGGAUGUAACAAUCCAAACUCUAUAAUGGCUGUAGGCUUAUUUUUAAUAUAUAUUAAAAAUAUGCACAGGAAAUCAAAAUUUAUAUCAGACUUGAAGAUCAUGAUGAAAAGUCAUGAUUGACUUUUUUCACAAAAUUCUAUCUACCAAAAUCAGCAAAGACUACAUGAAUAGUAAAUAUAUUUUAGCGUAUGAUUCAGAAUUUGUUGUACAUAGAUACUUAUAUAAUAUUAGAUGACCUAUCUGUUAUACUUUUCUUGUUGGUCAAGUGUAUUAGAAUGGAGCAGGGGAAGGGGUUGCUGACUCAGUGCUGUAAUGUACAUGUACAGGUAUAAUGUCAAUGACUAUAUCAAUUUUUAUUAAUAAGCGCAUAAAUAAGGCAAUGGACAUUAUGUACUUAAGGCCUACGCAGUUGAUGGACAUGGUAAACAGCAGAAGACAAAAUUGUGUUAGCGGCCUACUACCAUGUAUAUAUAUAACCCACAUCUGCGUAAACCUUCAAACUUAUCUAAUAAGUACGACUAAAGGCAUGAACAAAAUAGAUAUCUACAUAUAAAAUAGAUAUAAAUGCCUAUUAAAACAUAAAAUAUACAAACAUUUGAUAGCAAUAAAAUCAUUAAAAAUAUAUCAAGUUCAAGAAUUGAACAAGGUACAUCAUAUCAUAUAUCUAUUUACAAGACAAAUAAUAUCAUCACAAGUCAAUAUCUAUACUCAAUCUCAAAUUUCAUAAUAGGUACCACAAAUGAAACAUGUAAAGAUUACAUAACAGUAUAUGCUCAGACUGUAUGAAAUUUAUGGAAAAAUCGACAAUAAUCAACAUAAAAAUUAAUAUUUUUAGAAUACUAGUGACCACAAAUGAAACAUGUAAAAUGUAAUGUAAAAAUUAUAUAACAGUAGGUAUAUGCUCAGACUGUUUGCAAUUUAUGGAAAAAUGGACAAUAAUAAUCGAUACGAAAAUUCAUAUUUUUAGAAUACUAGUUACCAUAAAUGAAAC
This is a messenger RNA of Achroia grisella, 4091 nucleotides long. RefSeq names its product protein Skeletor, isoforms B/C. NCBI's taxonomy places the organism in Eukaryota, Metazoa, Arthropoda, Insecta, Lepidoptera, Pyralidae. The coding region runs from base 363 to 2495 and encodes 710 amino acids. The record is from RefSeq and is a predicted model, not a curated record. The transcript is spliced from 15 exons.